Messenger RNA from Vanrija pseudolonga, 2219 nucleotides. RefSeq lists its product as uncharacterized. NCBI's taxonomy places the organism in Eukaryota, Fungi, Basidiomycota, Tremellomycetes, Trichosporonales, Trichosporonaceae. The record is from RefSeq and is a predicted model, not a curated record. The transcript has 4 exons. The coding region runs from base 171 to 2219 and encodes 682 amino acids.
CGGCCUACGACGACGACGACGAGCGAAGAUCGGCCAGUUCUUCCAUCGACGUCUCCGCAUCUCACCAUCUCACACAUUCAACCAACAUCUCGUUCGACUUUGACAGACUCUUGCGGCCAACCUCACCGCCCGCCUGAUCAGUCGCACCCCCGCACCGCGUCCCCCGACCCAUGGUCACCUUCAAGGGCGACACGGCCCUCGAGGUCGGCACCGCCCUCGCGCGAGUCGACCUCAACGACCGCACGUCGUUCGGCGAGGCCGUCCAGGUCGUCAAGACGUACGUCCUGGCCAAGAUGAAGAAGGCCAAGAAUUCCAGUGUCGCACUGCCCGGUGGCAAGUAUGCCCUCAUAGGGUUCGCCGACGUUUUCUACCUCGUGCGGCUCGAGCUGCAGCUCCCGCCCUCGGCGCUGGCGAUGCCACGGCCGUCGUCGCCCGUGCGGCGGCAGCUCAUGGCGGCAAAGUACCCGUUGCCUCCAGCGUACCAAGUGUCGACAGGGGACGACGAUGACUCUGUGUCAGCGCGCGCUUCGGCGUCGACGACGAGCGUGCCCUCCCCUAGGCCAGACACAAAAGUGCGCCCCGACUCGGCGCUCCUCCCGACCAUGUCCGCCCUUAGCGCCCAUGCCCACAGCCCCCACCCGUACGCUGCCAGUGCGAGUGGGUACGAGGAGCACGACCGUGGUCGCGACUCGCGCGCAAAGUCGAUCCACAGCAGUGGCCGCAGUGUGUACAGCCAGGAAAGCAGCGAGAUUGGCGCCAGCAAUGGCGACCGCGCGUCCGGCGCGUACCCUUCCAGCCCUCUCCAGAAGCCCACGACACCGCGCUCACUGCCUAUCCCAACAGGGAGCAACCAUGCGGACGUCGACCGCGACUUUUUCGACCUCGACGCCGCCGAGAUGCACUCGCACCACUCGCGCAGCGGAUCCCUCCGCAGCAUCGGCAAGGGUGCACACGUGCAGCAGCAGCCACCGCCCGUGCCUCCGCCGCCUGGCCGACCGCCACCCGUGCCGCGCAGCCCCGUCGUGGCGCCACCAACUCCAGACCUGGUGAACAGUCCACGCGCACGGAGUAACACGCAGACGACGACCUCGUCGGUCAACUCGACCAUGCCGACGCCGCCCCUCGUGGCUCGCCGCCCAAGCGAGCUGUACCGCCGUCCAAGCGAACACUCAAACCUCCCGCACACGUCGUCGCCGCUCAUCCAUCCCGUCGACUACAGCCGCGAGGGCAGCCUGCACCGCCGGCCGAGCGCCGAGUCAACGCUGAGCAGCUCGCCGUAUAUGAUGGCCACGCGCGGGCGCAAGACCAGCGCCGACCAGCCGACCUCACCGCUCGCGCUCGUGUCGGAGGAGAAGCGAGCGCUGGGGCGGAGAGACGCCGACAUCCGCGCCCUGUUCGACGCGCUCCCGCCCGAGGCGCAAGAGCUCGCGGCCAAGCGGCUCGCAGAGCAGCAGCAACGCUUGGAAGAGGAGAAGCUCCAGGCCAAGAAGCAGCGCGAGGAGCAGCGUCGACUCGAGGCGCUACUCGCAGACCAGCAGCGGAGACGCGAGGAGGAGCAGAGGCGUGAGGCGCAGCGCAAGCGGGCCGUCCAACCGGGUGACCUGCUCAACGCUGGCCAGCACGAGCCAGGAGGCGAAACGCCGCCUACUGGGCGUAGCCUUGAACAGCACCCCGCGGCGUCAGGACCAGAGCCCACGCCGAUCUCGCCCACGCGCCCAACUGGAACCGAGGGACUGGGCGAUACGGACGUGCGGCGGAUGAUCGAGGCGCGUAUCAAGGCGCUCCAGACGGCGCUCGAGGGGCUGGAGGAACCGUCCGAGCUAGGUGCCGGCGGCGUCUCGUCGCCGACUGCGCCACCGAGUGCGUCGGGCUCCUCUCCGCCCAACCACUCGCCCUACCUUGGUGCCCGCGGACCGCCUGCCCCGUCCUCGCAGUACGGAUCGCGUGCAGAGCUGCAGCAGCAGUACCCGCACCCAGGCCAGGUGCCCCGCCCCUCUGUGGCCGUGCCCGUCCCCACGCAGAGACACCACCCCCGCGUCUCGCCACACAGAAGCUCGCCACACUCCCCCCACUCGCCACACUCGGUCUCCAGCCUCAUGUUCGAGCUCGACGACGGCUCGCCCACCGGCUCAAACAACUACAAGGGCUUCCGCACUCCGCCCCCAGAGUACAACUCUGUCGAGGCCAACCCAAGCGUCUACCGUGGCGGCCGCAUUUAG